CGACCCAACCACACCCUGGAGCUACCCUCCAUUUCACAGCGACCCCACCACACCCUGGACCUACCCUCCAUUUCAACGACCCCACCACACCCUGUACCUACCCUCCAUUUCACAGCGACCCCACCACACCCUGGACCUACCCACCAUUUCACAGCGACCCAACCACACCCUGGACCUACCCUCCAUUUCACAGCGACGCCACCACACACUGGACCAACCCUCCAUUUCACAGCGACCCCACCACACACUGGACCUACCCUCCAUUUCACAGCGACCCCACCACACCCUGGACCUACCCUCCAUUUCACAGCGACCCCACCACACACUGGACCAACCCUCCAUUUCACAGCGACCCAACCACACACUGGACCUACCCUCCAUUUCACAGCGAUCCAGCCACACACUGGACCUACCCUCCAUUUCACAGCGAUCCAGCCACACCCUGGACCUACCCUCCAUUUCAAAGCAACCCCACCACACACUGGACCUACCCUCCAUUUCACAGCGACCCCACCACACCCUGGACCUACCCUCCAUUUCAUAGCGACCCCACCACACCCUGGACCUACCCUCCAUUUCACAGCGACCCAACCACACACUGGACCUACCCUCCAUUUCACAGCGACCCCACCACACACUGGACCUACCCUCCAUUUCACAGCGACCCCACCACACCCUGGACCUACCCUCCAUUUCUGGACCUACCCUCCAUUUCACAGCGACCCCACCAAACACUGUUGCUUCCAUGA
Oncorhynchus tshawytscha (Chinook salmon) is the source of this 749-nucleotide messenger RNA. Its product is annotated as carboxypeptidase Y-like. The annotation marks the transcript as partial. The record is from RefSeq and is a predicted model, not a curated record. NCBI's taxonomy places the organism in Eukaryota, Metazoa, Chordata, Actinopteri, Salmoniformes, Salmonidae. The transcript has a single exon.